Molecule: messenger RNA, 3076 nt
Organism: Lates calcarifer (barramundi perch)
Lineage: Eukaryota; Metazoa; Chordata; Actinopteri; Centropomidae
Gene: tatdn2
Product: TatD DNase domain containing 2
Exons: 7
Coding region: 482-2653 (723 amino acids)
Molecular function (GO): hydrolase activity, acting on ester bonds
Source: RefSeq, a predicted model, not a curated record
UAACCGUUAACGUGUUGUUGUAGCUAGCUAGAGUAAUUAUUUCACGAGCUGCAGUUGGAAACAGUGAAAACAGCUAAUGUUAGCAGUUAAUUGGCUAAAGUGGAGGUGCUAAGCUAACGGUCCCAUUUGUUUCUGAAAUCUCAACGGUGUUUGUGCAGUUUCUGCGCCUUUUAUUUAUUUAUUUUACCGAGGUCAGUUAAGACCAAUAUACCACUUCACCGAAGCCCAAAAAGCUCUGCUGCAGACAGUUUCCAAAUCAGUAACUUUUAAGCUAGGUUUUACCUUCAAUUUCAUUUUAGCGCCUUCAAUUGAUUAACAAAUCCAAGUACGCAGUAAUAAAACGAUACGUUAAAACCAGGCAAAUGAGCUGGAACAGUGAAUAAAAUGACAUGCAGGAGCGUUAAAUCAGUUAAACCCAAGCUUAAAGAGUGCAUUUUAUUUAGUUUAGGAUUAAAAGAGAAUAUUGUAUCACAAUCAGCAAAUGCCCAAUCAUCCUUGGUUGACUGUGCAUGUUUGGAUCUUAAACAUGGACAGCAGCAGAGAGAAGGUGACAUUCAGGUGGAAACGAACUGCAGUCACCUCACCCACACCUCUUCAGAGGAGAGAUGCUGGCUCAUACACACCCUCACGCUGGAAUAUGUCUCCUGAUGGAGAUUCAAAGACUUUACCCCUCAGUGACUCCCCGGGAUCCGAGGGCCUUCGAGAACUAAGUCUGGACACUCCCAAGAGAAAAGCAGAGGAGCUGGGUGAAAACACACCCUCGUUGGGCAAAGUUAAACUGAGGAAGCUUUCCAAGAGAAAUUAUGAGACAAUCACAAUGUCAAAGGAAAAAUCUAUGGGCAGCUCAUUCAAGCAGCUGGAUGAACCCACAGAGAACCAGGAUGUAUCCCCACCUCCAUCUCACUCAUUCAUCCUGAAAAAGAAAGAGAGGACACCUGAGGAGGGAUCAAAGGCUAUCUACAGGAUGGCAGUGAUUGCUGCCCUUGGUGGCACAAAUGCAAGACGCAGCUCUCCUAACAUCCCCAGGACUGACGCUGACAACCUGUCUUUGCCUCUUGUAUCUUCCCCUGACAAGACUGAUGUACCCAGUCCAGUGUCACUUGACAGAACUGUCAUAAAUAUUGAUAAAUCCAAUAUGAAUAAAUCUAAAGACAACAGUACCGUUCAGGAAGAUCAGUGGUCCCCCCCUCGGGUGUUUGAAGACCUAGAAGCGCAGGGUGACAACUCUGAGCCAAAAGCAGACAGAAGGAGUGUUGUGCUAACAGGACCCAAGAAUUUAGUUGCUCAAGACUCUUCUCAGGACAAGUUACUUGAUACAGUAAAUGAACCAGAAGCUGAGGACUGUGACUCAUCCCUCCCCACUCUGGAAUAUAUCCCAGAAUCUUUGCCUUGUUUUACAAUUUAUCAGAAAGGCUUUUCUGACAGCCAGCAUCAGCAGUGUCCAUCAGUGAAUCCCCAGGGAGUUACUAAUGAAACCACUGCUCUCAUAGUUGCUCCUGCUGAGGACGAGGAGCUUUUCUCACCGCCACAGAGGACAGUUUUCAUCUCAUCCAAGCAGCCACCAAACACCAGCCCCUCAAAGGCUUCAAGAGCUGAGACAAAUAAUUUUCGCUCCUCCAACACAAAGGCCUGUUUAUCGGAUCCCUUUGCUCUGCCACUACUCUCAAAUAGGGGAGUAUCGAAACCAUACUUGAAAUCAACAACGACACGCAGGCAGUCAGAUGCUGGCUCCAACAUACAUUACCCCCCCUACUCUUUUACUCAUGGUGGCACUCCUAAGAGAAGAUUUUCCCUGGGGGCAGAACCUGUAUGGACCAGUUACCCCUAUCUGGACAAUCAAGUUGGUUUCAUAGACACACACUGCCAUAUAGACAUGCUCUAUGGGAAACUUGGCUUCCGUGGAACAUUCAGCAGUUUUCGACGGCUUUACCAGAGCAGCUUUCCAUCUGAGUUUCAAGGGUGUAUCGCCGACUUCUGCAACCCAGGGAUCAUGGUGAAGGAGGGCCUGUGGGAAGGUUUGCUCACUGAGGAUUUGGUCUGGGGGGCAUUUGGGUGCCACCCCCACUUUGCCAAAGAGUACUCGAGUGUCCAAGAACACAACAUACUGACGGCCAUGCGACAUCCGAAAGCUGUGGCAUUUGGUGAGAUGGGGCUGGAUUACUCACACAAAAACUCAACUAACACCUCCAGGCAAAAAGAGGUGUUUGAACGUCAGCUCCGUUUGGCUGUGGCCAUGCAGAAGCCUCUUGUGAUCCACUGCAGAGACGCAGAUGAUGAUUUAUUGGAAAUCAUGAAGAAGUGUGUUCCCAGGGAAUACAAAAUUCACAGGCAUUGUUUCACAAACAGUUAUCCAGUCAUUGAGCCCUUCCUGACAGAGUUCCCCAACUUGUAUGUGGGCUUCACAGCCUUGAUCACCUACUCCAGGGCCACUGAGGCCCGAGAUGCUGUCCGCAAGAUCCCUCUUAACCGUAUUGUGUUGGAGACAGAUGCACCUUAUUUCCUGCCAAGACAGGUGAGUAAAGAUGUCUGCCGGUUUUCACAUCCUGGAAUGGGCAUCCACACUCUGCAGGAGCUGAGCCUGCUUAAGGGAGAGGACAUGGCCACUGUCCUCACCACCGUCCGAAACAACACCACCCAACUCUAUGGAAUAUGAUCUGCAGAGAUGAUGGAUCAAAAAACUAUCCAGCAAGAAAAGACAGAGUGAGAGUUUCUGGAGCUUGUUUGUGACACAUAAAUAUUUUAUAUGGCUUUUUGUUAGAUGUUAGUUGUUAAUCCUCUGUGUGGUGAUGUUGUACAGAGAAGCAUUCUCAUUUUAAACAACCUGAAAGAUUCACAAAUUGAUCUUUCACCUAAUAAAAGGCAAAAAAAAAAACUUGACUGAAAUGAACAUACAUUAUUGUUUAUCUAGUCAUUUUUCAUCAUCAAAAUGAUUUUCUAAGACAUUCUAGUUUUAAGUUAUUGUUCUCGCUGUGUUGCCUUGCCUUGUUCUAAUUUGUCUGUGUGUUUGCCUUGUCUGGCCACUGUGUAGUCUAGUUUGGUUUAAUACAGUGCAGAUGUAUUAAAAAGCCUUCAAUUC